AUGGCUUCGAAAACUUAUGAUCUCAUAUUAUAUCUUGAAGUGCUCGAUCCGGUCCACGAGGCACUGUCCGCCGAGUCUAGGAAACAGAGGAGAAUGAUCUUUGUCAAGCAUUUUGAUGUUUUAAAUCAGAAAUUAGGUGGGAUCGGUCACUUUUAUGUUGAGAAUCAAGGGACAGCAAACUUGGCCACUCUCAUCAGGACUCGUAUAAACCUCCCCCAAAAUGCGCAUCUAUUACUUUACAAGGAGGCGACAGGGUCUGAGAACACAAACCUGGAGAAUUUUACGUCUAGCUACACGUAUGGCGAUCUCAAUGAUGGGGACAUCUUUUGCUUUCAGGUUGAACCUUCCGAACAACAGCUUGCCGAGUUGAAAAGAAAGAAGCUCCACGCCGAUAUAGUGGAAUUUUACGAGUUUUUGGAAAACCGAGUUAUGGUUCAUUUUAAACCUCGCCAUAGUGCCAUGGAUUCGACUAUCGAGUUUUCCUUGGUUCUCAGCGAGAAAUCUACGUAUGAUCAGAUGACCAAAGAAGUCUCAGCAAAACUGAAUCACAGUCCCGAACACAUCCGAUUCACCGGUAGUCUCAAAGGUAUUCCCGAGAGCGUUAUUCAUCGACAGCGUGUACUUAGCACCUCCUGGCCAAUUACCCAAGAAGUCAUCACUGUGACUGACAUGAUCAAGUCAGCAAAGGACGAUUCGAGCUACAGUAGCAGCGAAUGGAAUAACAUCUUAUUUUAUGAACUAUUGGAUCCGCCGACUGGAGAGGCUGAACAGAAGCGGAUGGUGAAAGUAACCUGGACAGGUGCUGCAGACCGGGAAGAAGGGAAAUACUCACUCUUGAUGCCAAUGACUUCAACGAUGAAUGCCGUAGCUGAUAAACUUUCGACGAUGGUCACAUUUUCAAAAAACUCAUCUCGAAAAAUCAAGCUGUUUACCAUCCAAGAUGGCAAAGCUCAAGCACCGUUCACGGGGGAAGAAAUCCUGAAAGACGUGUCUGAGUUCGAAAAUAUCUAUGCCGCAGAAGUCAGCACGCUGACGGUGAAACAGUACGACCCAGCAGCGAUGCUCAAGAUGCUUGAAUUUGUUACAAAGCUGGACGUGGAUGGAAGCAAUUACGAAGAAUGGCUCACGGUGCUGGAGAGUGUUUUGGGAAUGGCUACCGGGAAGGCAGAAAUCUUGACUUCGCCAGGACACACGAUAAGCGCCGCAGAGGAUCUCAUGAUCAAACAAGCGAUCACGGCUUCGGUUGACAAUGCGCUUCUGCUAACUGUUCUCAAAGCUAAAUCUGGAAUGUUGGCCUUUGCUAAGAUUCAGAAACUCUAUACGUUGAAGAGCCGAAGUGGGCACAUCAGGUUGAUGAAAGAGCUCUUGCGAACGAAAUUUGACUUGCAUGACAGGACGGCCGAGAUCGAUAGUCAUUUCCGGAAGGUCGAAACUCUAGUCGACACACUAUUCGUAUCAGGUUUUGAGCUCACUCAGGAAUCCUUCAAAGGCCUCCUUUUUCAUCUUUCGCUCCCCGAACUUGAUAGACCACCUUUUGUGAACAUCUGCAAAAGGAUCGACGAACGGCCCGGAGGUGCCAGUACUGUCUCCAAUAAGGAAUUGGUUCAAAUUGCCAAGGCUGAAUUAGCCCACUUUCGUCAGCGUCGCCAAAGCACUCUGAGCGGACCUAACAAGUCAAAGUCAACGGUAAAAGCUGCAACGUCAAAUACUGAAAUGAAAAGUAAUGACCAGGUUCCAGAAUGA
Molecule: messenger RNA, 1743 nt
Organism: Puccinia graminis f. sp. tritici CRL 75-36-700-3
Lineage: Eukaryota; Fungi; Basidiomycota; Pucciniomycetes; Pucciniales; Pucciniaceae
Exons: 4
Coding region: 1-1743 (580 amino acids)
Source: RefSeq, a predicted model, not a curated record